CGGCGGGGAGGAAUAUUCCUUCCCGCCCCGUCCCCGUGACGGGGAUCCCCGCGGGGAUCGGGGGGAAUUGCCACCCCUAGUUGGGAGAAGAGAAAGAAAAUGAAGACCAUCCUGUCGUCGGAGACUAUGGACAUCCCUGAUGGGGUGAACAUCAAGGUGAAGGCGAAAGUGAUCGGGGUCGAGGACCCGAGGGGCAAGCUUACCCGCAACUUCAAGCACCUCAACCUUGACUUGCAUCUCAUCAAGGACGAGUCCACGGGCAAGCGCAAGCUCAGGAUCGAGGCCUGGUUCGGCUCCAGGAAAACCAGCCUGCCAUCCGUACCGCGCUUAGCCACGUCGAGAAUCCGAUUACCGGUGUGACUAAGGGUUACCACUACAAGAUGAGAUUCGUCUAUGCUCACUUUCCCAUCAAUGCUUCCAUCACCAAUGGCAACAAGUCCAUAGAGAUCCGCAACUUCUUGGGCGAGAAGAAGGUCUGUAAAGUGGAUAUGCUUGAAGGUGUUUCUAUUGUUCAAUCUGAGAAGGUUAAAGAUGAAAUCGUGUUGGAUGGGAAUGGUAUUGAACUGGUGUCGCGGUCAGCUGCUUUGAUAAACCAGAAAUGCCAUGUCAAGAACAAAGAUAUCAGGAAAUUCCUUGAUGGUAUCUACGUUAGUGAGAAGGGCAGAAUCGCAGAAGAAGAGUGAUUGUUUUCCAUCAACUGUUAUAGUGCUGCUACAAUUAUAUGUUCCAGUAAAACUGUUGGAUUUUGAUUUUUCUUUUUCUUUAUCUCUUUUUGGAUUUCAGUUGCUGAGAAUGAGAAUGUUU
Molecule: messenger RNA, 804 nt
Organism: Rubroshorea leprosula
Lineage: Eukaryota; Viridiplantae; Streptophyta; Magnoliopsida; Malvales; Dipterocarpaceae
Source: the annotation of a GenBank genome assembly